AUGCCUCCUCCCAAACCCUCAAAGAGCGAAUACAUCGAAACAGACACCGGCAACAAAAUCUCGCGCCGGUCCCAAAUCCACGGCACGCAGCACAUCAUCCUAGGCGGCAAAACAGUCAUCCAAGCCGAAGCCGUGAUCCGCGGCGAUCUCUUCCGCGGCGCAUCAACAGACCCCAACAACCCCAGCACACCACCCUCAACACCCAGCGUCGCCAUAAACGUCGGCCGAUACAGCUAUAUAUCCAAGAGUGCAGUUCUCCGACCUCCCAGCCGUCUACACCGGGGCACGCACUCGUUCUACCCGCUCAAGAUCGGCGACCACGUCUUCGUCGGCGAGGGUGCUGUUAUCGAGGCUGCGCAGCUGGGGAACCAUGUGCAUGUUGGGAAGGGUGCGGUUGUAGGUAGUAUGGCUAUCAUUAAAGAUUAUGGCUAUGUGCUUGAUGGUGCGGUUGUGCCGCCUGGGAUGGUGGUGCCGAGCUGGUGUGUUGUUGGUGGGAAGCCGGCGAGGAUUGUUGGCGAGGUUGGUGAGGGGUAUGGUGUUGAGGGGGCGGAUGGUGGUUUGGCUAGGGAGAGGUACCGUGCUGUUGGGAGAGCUUGA
This is a messenger RNA of Penicillium olsonii, 597 nucleotides long. Lineage: Eukaryota; Fungi; Ascomycota; Eurotiomycetes; Eurotiales; Aspergillaceae. The record is from the annotation of a GenBank genome assembly.